Molecule: messenger RNA, 4313 nt
Organism: Porites lobata
Lineage: Eukaryota; Metazoa; Cnidaria; Anthozoa; Scleractinia; Poritidae
Source: the annotation of a GenBank genome assembly
AUUGUCGAAUCUUCCAAGAUCUAUGGCAAAGGGUCCACAAGAGUUUUGACAUCCUACGAAACUGCUGUCAAUGAGUCUUCAGCAAAACUGGCUUUAGAGGAUCCUUCCCUCUUAAUAAAGAGAGAUGUGCUUUAUGAAAAAGCCAAAGAAGUUGUCAGAAGCGACACCAGUUUUUCAUUUAAGAAGGGUAAGUCGAGAUCAACGUUGUCCGGUUUAAUAGAUGAGGAGAAACCAGCCAAGAGGAAGUAUACAACAGAUUCAUACAGAAAAGAGCAUAUCACCAAACUUACGGAAGAUAUUGAUGGCAAGCAAAAACAAAUGAAGUUUAAAAUGUUACAUCAAAGCAAAGCCCAAUCUUCAAAAGACUGGGAGACUUGUGACAAAAUACAAAAAGAAAUGAACACAAUCAGGCAAGAAAUACAUAAGUGUCAGCAAGAGUUACAGUUGUUGCAAAGGAAGGAGAGUAAGUCGAAAUGGUAUAAAAAGAGCAAAAAGUGUGAUGAUGGAGAAGAGAGUACUACUGCUGAUGGGAAGAAACAGAGAAGUCUCUUUCAAAGUUUGAAUCAAGGAAACCUUAAAGAAAAAGGUGAAAAGGUAGAAACAGGAGGUAAAAGAGAGGCUGAUCCUCAGGAAACACAUGCUAAUGAGAGGGAAACCUGUUGCCAGACACAAAUUGCAAACGAAGAGGGCCAGGGUUUUCGGGAAAGCCCCCUCUAGAGACUUCUAAAUCCUAUAGGGGGCUUUAUGAGAAUGACAUUUUGCGGCUGAAAAGUUUUAAAAACUUAUCUAAUUACAUCCAAGUUGAUGAUGUUACUGAUGUUUCCAGAUUAGAGGGAUUCACACUGGAUAAGUACAUACUAACAAAAGAAAACAUAUGUUAUGAAGAACAUAAGCAGCCAUGUACAGCAUGUAUUGGCCUGUUAAGUGUUGCAAAGCAGAUCCUUGAUGAAGGCUUCAUUAAACUGAACGAAGCGUUUGCAAUGUCAACUCCUGGAGUAAAAUACAAGGCAAAAGAUGCAAAAAGGAAGCUGUUGCAGAUGCCACUGGCAGCGCUGAAAAUAAAGGAAAGCAAGACCAACACCAUCUAUCUGGUAUCUAAGGAUACUAACCUGCAACUAACAAGAAGCCUUCUGAAAAGAAAGGAUUGGGGUUCUCAGAAUACUGGUAUGCAAAUGUCUGCAAGCUUAGUGAAGGAACUGCUUUCAGCGACAGAGUCCGAUGCUGAAAGAGAGAGACUAACCUAUGGUAUUGUAAAAUCAUCUGGAUUAAGUCACACAAAAUUGAGGCAAUUAUAUGGCUUUGAGAAUUUAAAACGAAGACAGGACAAGGUUGAAAACGCCUUGCGGGAAAUGAGAGAGAUCAGAGAAGCAGUGGCAUCAAUUGCCAGUAUUCAAGAGAAAGCAGUUUUACAAUCUUUUGGAAUUGAAGUUGAAAGCGAUGAGGAUUUGGAGCAUGAUGAAAGUGAAACAGACACGGAUGCAGACGGUGAGGAAGACAGUGCCUUGAAUGCAGUGGAAAACACAUCUCUUAGUGAAUUGAUCCCUGCCACUUUGAAUGAAUCAGAAGACAGAUUGGUUAGUGAGACUGACAGUGCUUUUAAUGUAUCAGAAAUCGGACUUGCACCUUCUCAAAACACUGACAUAGGUGAUAUGGCUCAUCAGUUCUCCCUGAGCAAAGAAAUAACCGAGUCAGCUUGUUACCAAAAUUCCCACCAGCUAAUGGAUAUUCUUAAGUCUUGUGAGCUGAAUUGGUUUAGCUUUGUGGAAGUCAUCAAGGAGAAAAUGAAAGAUUACUCAAAAGAAGCUAUUGAUCAGUUGCUGCUUGAUUUUAGUGGCCAACUCUAUCUGUUUAAUCUAGACGAGAGGGAAGAACUGAUAAUAGAACAAAGCCGACAAGCGUUUCUUCUUGCUCGGAGGCUUGACGAAAACAACUCUGAUGCAGAUGACGAGGCUGUACUGUCAGAAGCAGAAGAAAUGGAGGUUGAUUGGGGGAAUAUCCAUGACCCACUGCAAAAGGAAGCCCAGUCAGCAAUUAUACAAAAGAUAAGGAACUUGCGCCUUGGUGCGAAGAGAAAAGCUGCAAAAAAGAUUGCAGAGGAAAGAUUCCUGAGGAGAAGGAGAGGCAAGAAUGUCAGCAAGAUCCUAAAAGAGUGUCCAGACAUAGGUCAGACGAUAGAAAAUUAUGUCAAGAGUGCUGGUGCAGGGGCAGACAGUUGGCGCAGGACAGGUGUCCUCACCUUUGAUGGUAAUCGCAAAGUACAGAAGAAACCAACGUUUAGCAGGAUUAAAGAACAUCUAGAAAUGGUAUACAAUAGAAAGUUUGGGUACAGUACAGUUGUUGAACUUUGUGUGGCUAGAAACAAGCGACGGAAGUCAUCCACACGCUAUAGGGGUCUUGCAAGAGUCACAUGCAGAAGGGCAAGAAAAGGAUUCACGUUGAGAUACAGCCCAGACCAGCACUGGUCAGCAGCGUUUUACAGAAGCCUAGAUGCUUUACACCUCAGAGAUGGAAAUGAUAUUCUGAAUAUUAACCGGGAUGACCAAGCAGGUUUUCGUCUUGACACGCUUGUAACACACAACAAACGUGCUACGUUAUGCAUCGCUGAAGAGGUACCACUAACAACCAAGUCAGAUUAUGUUAAUAAAUAUCCAUCCACUCUACAGACUACGUCGUACAACUUCUUGGGUACUGGGACAACUGCUGAAAUUUGUGCUGGCGUUGUGAAAGCCGUACCACUGCACAGUAAAAAUCCAGCUCAACAUUUCAACGAUUUAAAUGAAAUUGAGACCUAUCUUGAUGUGCAACCAGCUUUUUUUAACUGUCUCUCUGGCGAGCGAAAGACGAAAGUUUGUGUUCGUGUUGAUGGCGGCCAUGACGAGGGCCCCACUCAUAAGGAAGUCCAGUUUUGGUGGACAUGCUACCAUCUUGAUAAAGCCUCUCGAGUUCUCAUUCUCACCACGCGAGACAGUGGCUCAAGUAAUAAAAACAGAGUAGAGCUCCAAAAUGGAUGUCUUGCACUGGCCCAUUCUAAUUUAUUCAUACCAUCUACCUUAAAUGGUUCUUGUUUGGACUCACAAAGUGGUAAUGUAGAUGAAGGCAAAUUAAAGCAAAACCUCAGUGAUGCUAUUGAUGUGUACAUAAGCCGGGUAAACAAAUGUCCGUGUGCUGAUACAGUUGUACAUCUUUACAAAGGUACAGAAAGCUCAGAAAUCCAAGGGUUGAGAACAAUGGUGAAAACAUUUCUCAAGGGGAAACCCAGUUUGAAGAAAAAGCUCAAGGAAGAGCAUCCUAAGGAGUAUCAGAGGAUAGAAGAUGUGUGGAACCUUCGAGCCCGUCACCUAGUUCCUGGUUUACCAGAUAAGUAUGUCUUCCAUUUAACCUGCUGCUACCAAGAUGAGUGUAUUCACCCUCUGUGCAAAGAUGGAAGGCCAGCUGUUGAACCAACUUGGUACCCAGGAGGUCCUCCUCUCAGCUUCACCCCUCUUCCUGUGCCAGAUCCAAAGAGGUAAAACAAAUGAAGAAUUUGCUAUUUUUAGUGUUGUAUGACUUGGUCAAUGAAGAAGUGAUACAAAACACUGUAUACGAAAGUAGAAAUUGAAUAUGUUUUCCUCUUUAUAGACCCUAUGGCAAUCUAGCCUGUAAGGAGUGUAGUGGAUUCUGCUCUGGCCAUUAUAUGGUGCCUGAAGAGUUGUUUGCCAGACAUGCUGAUAAAACCAUCAAAGCGGUUCAGCCUCCUACAGAAGUAUUGAAAGAACUCUUUAACAGAAGAGACACUGAAGUUGCUGCUGCUGACGUAUUACUCCCCCAAAACGAGGUAAGUUGUUGUUGCACAUAUUUAGACUUUUGUUUUUGUUGUGACUUUUUUUCUAUUUCUUUCUGAAGGUAUCCAUGUGGUUCCAACAUCUUCAAACUGUCCAGGAUAAUCGGAAACGUGGUGCAUCAAAGGCAGCCAAGACGAGGAGGGAAAGAGGAUUGAACAAAAAGACAGAGAAUCAUAAUACAGAGGCUAGUUACUUUAUUGUCAGUGCAGUUUUGGACUCAUUUUAGAUUGGAAGUAUAUGUUUUUCAAUUACUACUAGUUUAAAAAUCAUGGCUUGUGAGUAGUCUCCUUUUGUAAUUGACAGGUCUGCCAAAUCUGCAAGAGUGAGGAUCCUGAUAAUGCCCAAGAACAAGUCCUGUGGAUACAGUGUGACACAUGUGACAUGUGGUACCAUCAAGUUUGUGUUAGAGCAUCUUGGCCACCUUUAUUAUGCCCUGCAGAGGAUGACAUUUUCUGGCACUGCCUCUCUUGUGUUGCAGUGAACACUAUGUGA